Populus trichocarpa (black cottonwood) is the source of this 2858-nucleotide messenger RNA. Its product is annotated as mitogen-activated protein kinase kinase kinase 5. Gene Ontology annotation, molecular function: protein kinase activity; ATP binding. The record is from RefSeq and is a predicted model, not a curated record. Gene Ontology annotation, biological process: protein phosphorylation. The transcript has 11 exons. The coding region runs from base 348 to 2333 and encodes 661 amino acids. NCBI's taxonomy places the organism in Eukaryota, Viridiplantae, Streptophyta, Magnoliopsida, Malpighiales, Salicaceae.
ACAACCAGAUUUAUUUAUUUAUUUAUUUAUUAUUAAACCGUGUUGGUUUCUUCGUCUCAACGACCUGUCCUGUUCCUUCUUCUCCUCCACCCUCCUUGGAUUUCUUCUCCUUUCGUUUUCUCUCUAACAAAACCAUUUCCUCUUCUUCUUCUUCAAUAAAAAAACCAAAAAAUAUGACGAUUCAGAAUAUUCUUGUUACAUUAUUUCUGCUGUAUUACUAGUAAUUUAUUUAUUGUGGCCCAUGCGUUGGAUUCAUAACCUUUCCUUCACUUCUUCUUCGUCUUCAACUUCUUCGUCCUCAACAUCUCCGUCCCUUUCUCUUCAUAAAACUUCUUUCUUCUCCUUCAAUGGCCACGGAUGAAAAUUUCUCUUCGGUGAGGAGAGGUCAUGGCAGUCGUUUUAGUUGGAAUAAUCCUCGUGGUUUGAGGAUAGGUGGUGGUGGUGGUUAUGAUUGCCGUGACAGGCCUAGAAUUUCAAGGCAAAAGAAUCUGAGACAUUUGAUCGAUCAAGACCUUCCAGGUCAUCAAAAACAGGUGGCACCACCGGAUCAUCAUGUGGAUUCCGGUGCCCUUUCGAGGUCAACUUCGGCUUCAGUUGCUGUGCCAUUGCCGCUUCCAUUGCCGGUGCCUUCUGGGGAUGGGGAUUCGAGGUUUCCUUCGCCCAAGGAGAGGAUUCGAGAUGGUUUUAGGGAAAGAGAAAGAGACAGAGGUGAUAGGAUUGGAGAGGGAUUAUAUCCUUCGAAUUCUCCUAUUUCUAGUGUUUUUGCUGGUCGAAACAUGAAGAAAAUGGCUGAGCGUUUAGACACUCGGUCAUCCAGGACGGUGCGUCCAGAUUUCAGUUCUGCACAGAGUUCUCGAGACAACUUCGAGAUCAAUAUUCCUAUUAGGAGUGCUCCUACUAGUCCAUUUGCAAGCCCUGUUCAUAGCCCACCAAGAACGAGUAGCACUGCUGGUAUGUUUCCUUACUACCGCAUGAUUGCUAGAGAACAGAAAGUCUGGUCUGCACCAGAGAUGGCAGCAUUAGACACACCUGGGCUUCCUCCUCCAGCAUUCAUGGAUGUCAGUGCUUUUAGUAAUGACAGUUCUCCUCUUCAAAGUCCAUCAAAUAUAAGUCCCCGCCGGAGAGCCAGAAGCCCAACUGGACCUUUAUCGCCAUUGACUUCCAGGUCAUCAAUCGAAAGCUCAGCUGCACGGCGUGAAAGCAAUGCUAAUUUUGAGGUCCACCCAUUACCUCUUCCUCCAGGAGCAGCUGUCCCUUCGCCAUCAGUGCCAGUGCCUAUAGCUCUACAUAAACCGGAGUUCCCAUCUAUGAAAAGUCAGUGGCAGAAGGGGAAGCUUAUUGGACGCGGUACAUUUGGAAGUGUUUAUGUUGCCAGCAAUAGGGAAACUGGGGCAUUAUGUGCAAUGAAGGAAGUGGAAAUGUUUCCUGAUGACCCGAAAUCUGCCGAGUCUAUAAAGCAAUUAGAACAGGAAAUUAAAGUUCUUAGCCAGCUGAAGCAUCCAAACAUUGUGCAGUAUUAUGGUAGUGAAGUAGUUGAUGACAAAUUCUAUAUAUAUCUGGAGUAUGUUCAUCCGGGUUCAAUCAAUAAAUACGUACAUGAACAUUGUGGAGCCAUAACAGAAAGUGUUGUUAGUAAUUUUAGUCGCCAUAUCGUCUCUGGGCUAGCUUACUUACACAGCAUGAAGACAAUACACAGGGAUAUAAAAGGGGCUAAUUUGCUUGUUGAUGCAUCUGGAGUUGUGAAGCUUGCGGACUUUGGGAUGGCAAAACUUCUUACUGGACAAGCAGCUGAUCUUUCUCUUAAGGGAAGCCCUUACUGGAUGGCUCCUGAGCUCAUGCAAGCUGUAAUGCAAAAGGAUGUUAGCUCCGACCUUGCUCUUGCUGUUGAUAUUUGGAGUUUGGGAUGCACUAUUAUUGAAAUGUUCACUGGGAAACCUCCUUGGAGCGAGUAUGAGGGGGCUGCAGCCAUGUUUAAAGUGAUGAGGGAUAGCCCAGGUAUACCUGAAAUAUUAUCACCUGAGGGCAAGGAUUUUUUGCGCUGUUGCUUUCGAAGAAACCCAGCAGAGAGACCAACAGCUGCCAUGCUACUAGAUCAUCGGUGGUUGAAAAACUGUCAGCACGUCAAUGUCUCAUAUACCAUCCAGUCAAUCAAUGGGAUAAAAUUGACUGAUAUAUCCCAAAGUCGAAGAGCAUCUGAAUUCAAGUCUGAUCAUCUACCAGGAUUACCAAGCUCAAAAGGUACCAAAGGAAAGGCGACUUCUGACAGCUACAUGCAUUAUUCUUUUUCUCCAGCAAGACUGUCCAACGACCUCGCCAUGAAACUUCCAACUUAACUGGCAAAAUGGUCUCCAUCAUUCUCCUCAUCCAGUUCCUGAGUUUCUUCCUACUCUAGUUCCUCUGCAGUUUGGAUUGGAGCAUACAUCACGCCAGGUCUUCUUCUUCUUCAAUGCCCAUUUUAAGCAAAUGUAGCGCUAAAAUUAACCAUGGCUUCAGGUAACACAAAACUGGAAGAGCCUCUGCUUGUUUUUUUAAUAGGCUAAGCUAACAACAAACUCUAAAUUGGAAAAAGCUCUACUGCUGUCCCCUGUGCAUGCUGGUAGAUUUCCGGUGGCCACAGGUUACUGAGUAGAACAUUCUUCGCUUUAUCGUUAUCAUCAAUGCUUCCUGAUGUUUUACAUCCUUGUUCAUCCUGAAAUUAAUACAGGCUGUGUCAAGGAUUUUAGAGCAGGUUUUGUACACUAUUCAUUGAGUUUAGAGCUUCAGCAUUUCAGAAGUUCAACUGUAUGUACAUUUCCUAAGGUAUUAUUCUUGCCUUAAUGUAACAUCAUUAGAUUUUAGAGAAAAGUCAUAACUAUCCA